AUGUCGUCUCAAUUUAAGAGAAGACGCACAGCACAUCAGUCAUACAUUACACCACAUUCUCGCAAUUCAAGGAACAGCCGUACGGACGAAUCGGUGCCCUUACGCCAGAGACCGAAUAUUUCAAACAAUUCCAGCCCCAAUUUGCAAAGAACUUCUGAAUCAGGACCUCUUCAUUCAAACAAUGUCCCAGCUCACAGGGUCCGUAAUAGCUCAUUGGAGAGGUCUUCUGAUGACGACCUUGAGCAGGUCAUUGUCGCAAUCGAUAUGCGAGAAUCAGGCACCAUCUUCCCACUUGGCCCUGAGGAAAGCACUGACAACAGGCUAGUGAUCGAACAGACGAAGCCCACUGUGCUCCUUACCUCAGCUCGCGUUGACUACUUGAAUACACCAGAGAGCUCAGACCAAGGUGGAACUCAUCGUUACCUGCCUUAUCAACUCGAUAUACGCCCGUCACAAGAAUUCAGCCAUUUCAAUGCUACAGCUAAAUUGGCGGCUCUGGAGGUUGCUUCAGCUCACGAACAAAAGAUUAAGUUCUUUGUCCCUCACAAUGGAUUGAUUGACCCUGAGCAACUGGAUGCGGAGAGUCUGGGUUUCUCACUUCAGGAGGGAAGGCUUCUGCACAUGGCAAGCUCCAUCGAUAUGGAAAAUACCGUCACCAUAGGCUGUGCAGGAGCUGUCCUCGCAUACCUCCAAAGGCGAAGAACUACUGACUCGAUAACUACGCUCGGGUCGAAUGCAGCAUAUCAAGUCCGCUCUGUCGAGAUGUUCAGCCUCAAAGGAACCAUGUUCAUCAACAGAAGCACUUUACUUUCCCUGCAAAUCACAGAGUCCGAGUCCCACCCCAGCAUGCUCAAUCAAGGCCCUGGAAGAAAGUCACCAGCCUCGAAAGAAGGCCUCUCCGUGUAUGGUUUGUUCCAGCGCUUUGCACAUACUCCACAGGGGAGAUCCCGGCUUAGACAGACGUUCCUUCGCCCAAGCGUCGAAAUGAAUGUCAUCUGCGAGCGUCAUGACUUCAUCAGUGUCUACCUGAGGCAGGACAAUUAUAAUACCUCAAAUAAAAUUGUGAAGAGCUUGAAGCAUAUCAAAAACCUUCGGCCCGUGAUGAUCAACGUCCGAAAAGGCAUCAGUACUGGAAGUGCUAAGAUCACCGGUUUCAAGACAACAGUCUGGGCUACACUACUUGCUUUCGCCUUCUAUGGCAUUGAUAUUCAUGAUGCGUUGAAGGAGACAUUCGGUGCCGAUACUCUGAACUUGCGUACUCAGGCGCUCCGUGUAUUUGAAGCAUCUCAACUAUAUCGAGUAGGAAGGAUGAUUCAAGAAAUUGUCGACAUUGAUUGCUCAGAAGACCAAGGUAGAACUGUUGUGAAGCCAGGUCUCGACCGAGAACUUGACCGGAUGAAGGACACAUAUGACGGUCUAAACGAUCUCCUGAAAGAAGUUGCAACAGAGAUAGCAGCGACGAUCCCCGAAAGCCUCGAUAUCGACGUCAACGUGAUAUACUUCCCCCAGCUCGGGUUCAACAUUGCCGUCCCACUCAACGACAAGGGUAAAGCAGCUUACAGCGGCACGGCUAAUGAUUGGGAGCUUAUAUUUGUUACUGAGAAUCGAGCAUACUUUAAGGACUUCAGGAUGAGGGAGAUGGACCAGAGCUUGGGCGACAUAUACGGGCUGAUUUGCGAGAAGGAAAUUGAGAUUGUUUACGAGCUUGCGCAGAAGGUUCUGCAAUAUGAGGUUGUGCUCGUGCAAGCGUCAGAUAUAUGUGGCCAUAUUGACAGUCUCCUUGCUAUGGCACAAGCAGCGAGUUUCUAUAAUAUGGUUCGCCCCAAGAUGGUAGAGGAGAAUAUGAUCAGAAUCAAAGGUGGCAGGCACAUACUUCAGGAGUUGACAGUCUCAUCAUAUGUACCAAAUGAUACGUUCUUAGUAGGAGGCAGCUCGGAGACUGAAAGUCGAGUCUCACAGGAGGUGCUGGAGAAACCCCAUGGUCCAAGUAUGCUUAUUCUUACCGGACCCAAUUAUUCUGGAAAAAGCGUCUACAUGAAACAGGUUGCUCUGAACGUAUACCUGGCACAAGUCGGAAGCUUCGUUCCAGCAGAGAAAGCAGAAAUCGGAGUGACUGACAAGAUUCUGGUGAAGAUGAACUCCCAAGAGAGCGUGUCAAAAAUCCAAAGCACAUUCAUGAACGACCUACAACAAAUCUCCUUUGACCUGAAGCAGGUAACCGGGAGAAGCUUACUUCUAAUCGAUGAAUUUGGCAACGGAACCAACGAAAGUGGACGCCCGAAGGUUAUCGCGGCAACGCAUUUUCACGAAAUAUUCGAAAAUGGAUUCCUUCAGCCAAGGCCUAGACUCCAGCUGGGACAUAUGGAAGUUCGCAUCUCUGGGGAGGCUCGCCAAGUGGAAGACCAGAUCACAUAUCUCUAUAAGUAUGGUCCCGUGCAUACUUUCAGUUGCGCAGCAAUGAACGGGAUAAGUCAGACGAUCGUUGACCGGGCAAAUGAGCUCGCUGCUCUCUCCGCUCGCGGCGAAAAUCUGAUCGCGGCUUGUGCCACAUUGUCAGCUGAGGAGACAGAGACUCUGGCUGAAGCGGAUGUCUUAGCGAGGCGUUUCCUGGCCUGCGACUUGUCGAACACUUGCGAUGCUGAAGGGGUGAGAGAGAUGCUAGGGUCCCUCUUUGCUAGAACAGAAAAAUAA
Messenger RNA from Aspergillus novofumigatus IBT 16806, 2691 nucleotides. Its product is annotated as MutS family protein MSH5. NCBI's taxonomy places the organism in Eukaryota, Fungi, Ascomycota, Eurotiomycetes, Eurotiales, Aspergillaceae. Gene Ontology annotation, molecular function: ATP-dependent DNA damage sensor activity; mismatched DNA binding; ATP binding. Bases 1 to 2691 code for a protein of 896 amino acids. The record is from RefSeq and is a predicted model, not a curated record. Gene Ontology annotation, biological process: chiasma assembly; mismatch repair. Gene Ontology annotation, cellular component: nucleus. The transcript has 16 exons.